AAAAAAUGCCAAUAGCCAAGAAACUAGGUUCGCAGCCGAUCUAUCUAAUCAACUUUGAGAAUUAUUUGCGGCCUAAGAGACCGCAUAAGAUAACGCCACUACAAUGCUUUGAUAAGCCCGCAAAAAAACCCGAAACGAAAUGCUUCAAACUUCAAAAAACCCUACAAAGAUGGAAAUUAGUCAGAUGGUGGCGCACAGCGCACAUAAAAUUAUCCAAGAAUGUGGAACAGAUGCCGCUGCCGCGAUUCCUCAACUUUCUGCGUGCUCGCAACGAUGAUGGACUGUGCAAGUCGAAGACGGGCUUUGAGAUCUACUGUGAAAUGUCGAGCAUACAUGGCUUCCAUGUAUUUGUUGGGGCAAAAACCUGGCAGCGUGUGCUAUGGUGGCUCUUGAUCUGUGUGGCGAUACUACUGUCCCUCCUCGUCCUGAUCAUGUCCUACGGCAUGUCGGCAGAGACGCCAACCAGAAGCUAUAUUGAGAGCAUGAUGCAGCCUUUGUCCGCCAAUCGUUUGCCCCUUCCAGCCAUAACAAUAUGUGGUCUAAAUCGCAUCUCUAAACAGCAGCUGUCGAUCAGAGCCAAUAAGUGGUCGGUGCCCGUGCAAAUGCUACAGCAGCUGCCAUGGCUGAGUCGCAGAAGCUCGCCUGGCAUUAAUCAGACUCUAAUCAAACAGUUGAGUGACCAAAAUGAGACUUGGUCGCAGCUAUUGGAGCAGUUGUCGCCACAGAUUUGUGAGCAACAAUUGAUUGGUUGUAAAUGGCUGGGGUGGAAUCCGCAAAGUUGCAAGCAACUAAUGACAACCGUUUGGAGCUACACAGAGGGUCGUUGCUGCAGCCUUAGACAGACAUCUGAUAAUCCUGCCACGAGUCUAACUCUGCGUCUGGCCACCAAAAUUGAGGAUUAUGGCAGCACUGCAACGGCAGCAACGGGUUUCCAGGUGCUGCUGCAUGAGGCACACACCUCAAUUGAUGCGGCCACGCAGCGCGUACUUGUGCCGAGUGGCACGGAGGUGCAUCUGAUGCUAAAGCCCUACAGCACACAUGCCACAGCCUAUCUGGACAGCCUGGAGCCCAACACCCGCGGCUGUUAUCUGAGCAAUGAGCGCUCGCUAUUCUCUUUCCCUGCCUACAGUCAGGACAAUUGCCUGGCAGAGUGCCACAGCGAAAGAGUCUACCACAUCUGCGGCUGUGUGCAUCCGCAUAUGCCUAAGAGAUCGCAUUGGACUUUGUGCCAACUGGCACAGCUUCAAUGUCUUCAGCAGCAGGGUGAGUGCACCCUACAAAAAUCCUGGGAUCAGUUGCAGAGCCUCUGCAACUGCUUGCCACCCUGUCAGUUUAACCGUUAUGAAGUGCACACUGAUGUGGCAGCUCUAGAUGCCAGCCAAGCCGCGCCCCCCACCAAUGACGCCUUGUAUAACAACUUGAAUGCCUCGGACGAGCUGCUGCUGCACAUUUAUUGUGACUCGUUGAACGCCGAACAGCUGCGAUUGGAUGUCUUUGAGAAUUGGCUGAGUUUUAUAGGCACCUUUGGCGGCAUCACUGGUCUAUUUAUGGGCUGCAGUUUCGUGUCGGUCUUUGAGCUGAUAUUCUUUGUGUGUGUUCGACCCACUUGUAAUUGGCUGACCCGACAACAGAUACGCUAUCGAUUGCGACGGCGACGUCGUCGUCAACUGGCAGCAGCAGCAGCAAAGGGUAAUUAG
This is a messenger RNA of Drosophila grimshawi, 1697 nucleotides long. Its product is annotated as pickpocket protein 11. The record is from RefSeq and is a predicted model, not a curated record. Lineage: Eukaryota; Metazoa; Arthropoda; Insecta; Diptera; Drosophilidae. Gene Ontology annotation, biological process: sodium ion transmembrane transport. The transcript has 4 exons. Gene Ontology annotation, cellular component: membrane. The coding region runs from base 6 to 1697 and encodes 563 amino acids. Gene Ontology annotation, molecular function: ligand-gated sodium channel activity.